Callorhinus ursinus (northern fur seal) is the source of this 3010-nucleotide messenger RNA. It is a transcript of the gene RMP64, whose product is annotated as ribonuclease MRP subunit p64. Gene Ontology annotation, cellular component: nucleus. The record is from RefSeq and is a predicted model, not a curated record. Gene Ontology annotation, biological process: positive regulation of Notch signaling pathway. NCBI's taxonomy places the organism in Eukaryota, Metazoa, Chordata, Mammalia, Carnivora, Otariidae.
CCCGGCCAGAGCGCCUGGGCUCCCGCUUGCCGGGAAUGUUGUGGGGACACUGGCUUGGUUUGGAAUCCUCCAUUAAACCCACUGUGCCUGCCGCACGGCCUGGCUGUAGCGACGAAUGCCCAAGGCCCAGCCCCGCGCCCAGGGGGCGGAGAGAGGUAGACGCAGCUAUCGUCGGGGAGAAGUGCUGCUUGGAAACCCUGUGCUCGCUCAGCCAGCCAGCAGCCCCGUUCCCCCUGCCGUCUGUUUCCUGAUCUUUUAGGAAGGCGCUGGGGCACUCUGUAUUUAUACUGCAAUCUUUCUGGCCUCCAGUGCCUCAUCUGUAAAACGGGACCUUUGUGUUGCAGCCAUAAUUAGAGAAUGCUGUCUUGUUACACUGUCACUGAAGAGCCAAACCUUAGAUGCAGAAACAGAUGUGCUAUGCGCAGUCCUUUACAGCAAUCACAACAGAAUGGGCCGCCACAAGCCCCACUUAGCCCUCAAACAGGUUGAACAAUGUUUAAAACGUUUGAAAAACAUGGAUUUGGAGGGUUCAAUUCAACAUCUGUCUGAGUUGUUUUCUUCCAAUGAAAACCAGCCUGUAACUACCAAAGCAUGUGUCAUUCCCAGCCAACCGGUGGUUGAGCUGGUGCUCAUGAAGAUUUUGGGAGCCUGCAAGUUGUUACUUCGCUUCUUGGACUGUUGCUGCAAGACAUUUCUCUUGACUGUGAAACACCUUGGCUUACAAGAAUUCAUUAUUUUAAACCUUGUGAUGGUUGGGCUGGUGAGCAGGUUAUGGGUUCUCUAUAAAGGUGUUUUGAAAAGGCUGACUUCUUUAUAUGAGCCAUUGUUCAGAUUGCUUCAAGAGGUCUCUAGGAUUCAACCACUGCCUUACUUCAAAGAUUUUACUUUUCCCUCUGAUAUUGCUGAAUUUUUAGGACAGCCCUAUUUUGAAGUUUUUAAGAAAAAAGUGCCUACAGCUUUUGCAGCUAAAGGAGUAACUAAAUUGUUAAAUAAACUGUUUUUAACAAAAGAGCAAUCACCAAGGUCUAGCAAAGAAACUGUACUCAGAAUUUCCAAAAAAGCUAAACAAAUGAGGAUCAAUACCCAGAAUAAUGUGGAUCUUGGACAGCCCGUACAGAAUAAGAGAAUCUUCAAAGAAAAGUCAUCAGAAUUUGAUGUGAGAGCUUUCUGCAAACAGCUGAAACACAAAGCUAUUCAGGAGACCAAAUUUAAAUGUUCUCAGUCCAAAGUAAAGGCAACCAAACGUUCUUCUCAGAAAGCAACAGGAACUCCCUGUGCCAAAAGUUUUGUGCAAAGAUUUCGAGAGGCUGAGAGUUUCACUCAACUUUCUGAAGAAAUUCAAACAGCAAUUUUGUGGUGCAGGAGCAAAAAACUCAAGGCUCAGGCCUCCUUUCUGGGUAACAAACUUCUUAAAAGUAACCGGCUUAAACAUGUGGAAGCUCAAGGCUAUAGUUUGCCGAAGAAACUAGAAUGCAUAAAAACAUCUAUUUGCAACUGCCUCCUUCGUGGCUCAGGAAUCAAAACUUCAAAGCAUCAUGUGAGCCGAAGAAGAUCUCAGAAUAGAUUUUUACUGGAACAGAGGAAACUACAGAGAAAGUUGCAGUUGACUCUUUCAGAGGCAAUUCAGCCAUCCCCUCAAGGGACUCAGAAUGCUACAGAUAGUAGUAAAUGGAGACUCUCGCACUGUACAGUUCAUAGAACUGAUCUCUACCCUAACAGUAAUCACUUCUUGAGUAGCAGAGUUUCAAAUCCUGUCAUACAAACUAAAGAGAAACAAAUUCAUGAAAACCUUACAGGAAGCAAUGAAAAUGAAACUGAUUCAUGGACAGUGAUGCAAAUGAACAAACAUAAUACAUCAGGAACCAUUAAGGAGACAGAUGACAUUGAUGAUAUUUUUGCUCAAAUGGGAGUUUAGAUGCUCAUUUGUGAGACAUUUAAGUGCUUAACAAACUGGUCCAGUGUCCUGUUGUUUUACAUGGAACUGCUGAAAAAAAAUCUGGAAAGACUUGGAAGUACCACUUGGACUCAGAGAUGAGCUACCUUAGUGUGACAUUGUACGGCAGUUCAUUUCAGUUCAAUAAACAUUUAUAGUAGCUCUGUGUCAUUUAACUGACAAGUAUUUGAAUAUUAAAUAGUCAGAUUUUGAGUUUGACUUUGUACCAGGUGUUAAGAUGAAAAAAAUCUACCAUAUCCUGUCCUUGAAAAGCAGAUAUAAUUCCUUGAUUAAAGCUGUAAAACAGCUGUCCCUGAAAAACAGAAUAAUUUUAUGAUUUACCAGGGAAUUAAGAACUGAGUAAUUAGGUUUAUAAAAACCUACUGUGUCUUAGGGUAUAUGGGGAGUCAGGUGGGGUUGGAAGUAUCAAGGAGUGCUUAAAAGGUCACUUUGGUCUUAACUGGCUCCAUUGUAGAUAAACUCAUCUCCAAAAACCAAGAUUUGUAGCUUCUCCUGGUUGUGCUGUCUUGAUUAUAAAUUAGAAUUGAUCAUCACAAGGAUCUAAAAAGUUUUGCCACUAACUGUAUUCUCAGGGACUGGUCACUACCAUAUUUCACUUCAUUUGUUUACCUUAUCUCACAGGAGGGCAUAUUAAAAUGCUUUUGGAGUUCUCCAAAAGCUUUUGGGUUUUUUUCUGGUUUACUUAUUUGGGUGCUAGUGACUGAUUCCAAAUAAACUUUUUUUCCAGAAAGGAUGUAAGGUGACAUGUGGUUAUACAUGAUACACAAACAGGAUAACAAAGUAGAAGCAGAUAAAGUUAAAUAAAAAAAUAUAGCUUAGUUGAUACAAAACAGACCCAGGAGUGAGGCCACACAUUAAAUCUAUAAUUUAAUGCUGAUGCUGUCAUCUGGUAUUUUUAUAUUGUUUGUACCAUUGCUCAGAGGGUAAAUCUUACAUAUUUUCAAAUAUUCUAGUUUACUAGAAUUAGGUCAGUAAGCUUCUAUUUGUUAAGAAGGUUGUAGCCUUAAGUUUUAUGUUAUAUGUAGAUAUAUAGAAAAAUAAAACAGUGCCCCAGUA